This is a messenger RNA of Lathyrus sativus (Indian pea), 1941 nucleotides long. NCBI's taxonomy places the organism in Eukaryota, Viridiplantae, Streptophyta, Magnoliopsida, Fabales, Fabaceae. The record is from the annotation of a GenBank genome assembly.
AUGUCUUUGGGUACUUCCCAAGCAGUUUUUCAGAUUCAGUCUAGGGUUGUGCCGCAAUCGGGGUAUAUUGAGCGUUACGGGAAAUCCGAGUUGCGAGUAAAAUGUAGGAAGAAAAUGUCUUCAAGGCGUAGGUUUUUAAUCGAAAGUUCUACUUCUAGUGUACUUCAAAGUCAGUUAAGACCUCAUCGAUUUCCGUUGACUGCUGUCAGUUUUUGUGAUUAUAAGAGCUAUAGUCAUCCGGGGUUACAGAGAUGCAAAUGCCAACAGGCUGAAAAUUUGAGUGGCAUAACUUCAGGAGAUGGGAACGGGGUAAGGUUUGCGAGCGAUGUUGAAAAAUCAAAUUUGGUAAGUAAUGUGAUGAGUGCAAAGUCGGUUGUAGAGUUUGGAGAUGUUCAAGUGUUGAAAGAGGAAAAGGAGAUUUUGUCGUCUAAUAUUACUAAUGGAAAUAUCUCGAAAAACUUUGACUCUGUUAGCAUCAACUCCAUUGAGGAAGAAGCGUGGGAUCUACUGAGGGAAUCUGUAGUUAAUUAUUGUGGUAAUCCUAUUGGAACUAUUGCUGCAAAGGAUCCAAACAGUACCAAUGUUUUGAAUUAUGACCAGGUCUUUAUUCGGGAUUUUAUUCCUUCUGGAAUCGCUUUCCUAUUGAAGGGAGAGUAUGAUAUUGUUCGUAAUUUCAUUCUUCAUACACUUCAGUUGCAGAGCUGGGAGAAAACAAUGGAUUGUCAUAGUCCAGGACAAGGUUUGAUGCCUGCUAGUUUUAAGGUUCGGACAGUUCCUUUAGAAGGUGAUGAUGACUCUGCAACAGAAGAGGUUUUGGAUCCCGAUUUUGGAGAGGCAGCCAUUGGCCGUGUUGCUCCUGUUGAUUCCGGGUUGUGGUGGAUUAUUUUACUACGAGCAUAUGGAAAAUGCUCUGGGGAUUUAUCAGUUCAGGAGAGAGUUGAUGUGCAAACCGGAAUUAAGAUGAUUUUGAAGUUGUGUCUUGCUGAUGGCUUUGACAUGUUUCCAACAUUAUUAGUAACUGAUGGUUCUUGCAUGAUAGAUCGAAGGAUGGGCAUACACGGGCAUCCUUUGGAGAUUCAGGCACUGUUUUAUUCCGCCUUACUUUGUGCGCGUGAGAUGCUUACUCCCGAGGAUGGAUCAGCUGACCUUAUACGAGCACUGAACAAUCGUCUGGUAGCUCUUUCAUUUCAUAUUAGGGAAUAUUAUUGGAUUGAUAUGAAAAGAUUAAAUGAAAUUUACCGUUACAAGACAGAGGAAUACUCGUAUGAUGCUGUUAAUAAAUUCAACAUAUAUCCAGACCAGAUUCCUCCGUGGUUAGUGGAAUGGAUGCCAAACAAAGGAGGCUACUUAAUUGGUAACUUACAACCUGCUCACAUGGAUUUCCGGUUUUUUUCACUGGGAAACUUGUGGUCUGUUGUAAAUAAUAUGGCCACAGAGGAACAAUCACAUUCUAUAUUGGAUCUUAUUGAGGCCAAAUGGUCGGAUUUGGUAGCAGAGAUGCCACUCAAGAUUUGUUAUCCUGCUCUUGAAGGUCAGGAGUGGCAGAUAAUCACGGGAAGUGAUCCCAAGAACACGCCUUGGUCCUACCAUAAUGGAGGCUCCUGGCCAUCACUGCUCUGGCAGCUCACAGCUGCAUGCAUAAAGAUGAACAGACCACAUAUUGCUGCAAAAACUGUUGAAAUUGCUGAGAGGCGUAUAUCAAGAGACAAGUGGCCUGAAUAUUAUGACACAAAAAGAUCCCGAUUCAUCGGAAAACAAUCUCAACUGUUUCAGACAUGGUCAAUUGCGGGAUACCUUGUGUCAAAGCUGCUGCUUGCAGACCCAAGUAAAGCAAACAUACUGAUAACUGCAGAGGAUUCUGAACUUGCAAAUGCUUUUAUUACUGCCAAUCCAAAAGGAAAGCGCGGGAGGAAAAAUUUGAAGCAGACCUACAUUGUAUGA